GUGAACAUCGUGGUGGGAACUGGUCACGGAGUUCGACUGUUUCCUUCUCGUCUGUACGAAGUUAGUGUUCGGGAAAAUGGACUGGCGCCACUGGUCAUCUUGGACUUGAACUCCACCGAUGAGAUCGCUUACAAGCCUGUCAAAUACAGUAUAGCUACCCAAGAAGUUAAAGGUUUGUUCGCGGUGGAAUCCCAUUCUGGCCAGCUGUCGAUCACCUCGAGUUUGGACAGGGAGAAAAAAGGAAACUAUACCGUGAAGGUCAGAGUAGAAGACACCAGUAAACGACACAGGAGAUCAGGUGAGGAACUACAUAUACUAUCUCAUCACCUGGCUUUUGAUGAGGCCUUGGUAUUAGUAAAAGUAUUGGACGAAAAUGACAAUUCGCCUGUCUUUGAAAAUAGCGGACGCCCCCUGGUGGCAGCUGUUCCGUUGGAAGGUGCAUUUGGUUACAAAGUCACCCAAGUUAAGGCUACAGAUAUUGACGAAGGUUACAAUGGAGAGGUUAGAUAUAAAAUUGUACAGAAAGAAAAGGACGCUUCCUCCAAGUUCCAUAUCGACCCAGUUACCGGUAUUAUUCGGUCAACUGUGACCUUUUCCCUGGACACAGUCCGGCUGUUCAAAUUUGAUAUUAAGGCCACAGAUCGAGAGGGCAGUGACGACGGAAACAGCGCUUUGACUAGCGUGUUUGUGGCAGCAUUGUAUCUAGUGGUUAUCCCUUCUGAUUGA
Limulus polyphemus (Atlantic horseshoe crab) is the source of this 726-nucleotide messenger RNA. RefSeq names its product cadherin-89D-like. The transcript has 5 exons. Lineage: Eukaryota; Metazoa; Arthropoda; Merostomata; Xiphosura; Limulidae. Gene Ontology annotation, cellular component: plasma membrane. Gene Ontology annotation, biological process: homophilic cell-cell adhesion. The record is from RefSeq and is a predicted model, not a curated record. The annotation marks the transcript as partial. Gene Ontology annotation, molecular function: calcium ion binding.